UUCCGUUCUUCGCCAAACAAAAAUGGCUUCAAUUUCAUCUCUCAUAAUCCCUCCACAAAAUCUCUUCUCAACAAAAACCCAUCUCACAAUCCAAUCAAAAUUCCCCGCUUUGCAAUUGAACUUCCCUAAACUCUCUUAUUCUGUAUUCCAUCUCAAGUCAACCGGCAAAGACUACUCCAAUUCGAGACUCUUUGCAGUAGCUGAAGAAACUUCUGUUGACACCUCUUCAGAGGCUGCCAGGAAACUCUACAUAGGCAACAUUCCCAGAAAUAUUGAUAAUGAUGAGCUUGCAAAGAUUGUUCAAGAACACGGUGCUGUUGAGAAAGCCGAGGUCAUGUAUGAUAAGUACACUGGAAGGAGUCGCCGGUUUGCCUUUGUCACAAUGAAAACUGUUGAGGAUGCAAAUGCAGCAAUUGAGAAACUGAACAGCACCGAAAUUGGUGGACGCGAGAUAAAAGUAAACAUCACAGAGAAACCUUUGGCAGCAGUUGAUUUGUCUAUCCUCCAAGCUGAUGAUUCUGACUUUGCUGACAGUCCCCACAAAGUUUAUGUGGGAAAUCUUGCAAAGACAGUAACAACAGAAACACUCAAGAACUUUUUCUCUGAGAAGGGAAAGGUUCUUAGUGCAAAAGUUCAACGGGUCCCAGGAACGUCAAAAUCAAGUGGUUAUGGGUUUGUUUCAUUCUCUUCAGAAGAGGAUGUUGAAGCUGCAAUCUCGGCUCUUAACAAUUCACAGUUGCUGGAAGGACAACCAAUUCGCGUAAACAAGGCAUAGUAUGGUUGACAGCGGCAUAUCUAGGAUUUUGGAGAGUGAUCAACUUGUAUCAAUUGUAUUUGAAAUGUAAAACACACUGAAUUAGCAUUUUAGUCUCUCAAUUUUAUUGUUGGAUGUAGAAGCUUGUUGGUUAUAAGAGAAAAGAUUUGAAGAAGUCAUCAGGCAUAUGCUGUAGAAUGGUGCCUUUCAGUUCAACAAAUCAUGUCAAGCUUUGUUCAUGAAUUCAUGUAUCACAUAGAUGGCCAAGGCCAUCACCUUAUUAAUUUAAAGCUACUUUAA
Molecule: messenger RNA, 1054 nt
Organism: Pistacia vera
Lineage: Eukaryota; Viridiplantae; Streptophyta; Magnoliopsida; Sapindales; Anacardiaceae
Product: 30S ribosomal protein 2, chloroplastic
Exons: 4
Coding region: 23-775 (250 amino acids)
Cellular component (GO): cytosol
Molecular function (GO): mRNA binding
Source: RefSeq, a predicted model, not a curated record